AUGGCGCUCUUGGCGCUCUGGCUGUGCCUGGCCUCGCGGGGCGGCGGCGGGGUCGCGGCGGGGGCCUGCGCGCCCUGCCAACCCGAGCUGUGCGUGGCGGCGCGCUGCGCGGCGCCCGAGCUGACGGCGCGGGACGAGUGCGGCUGCUGCGAGCGCUGCCUGAGCGCCGAGGGCGAGCGCUGCGGCGGGGCGAGGGGCGCUCGCUGCGGCCCGGGGCUGGUGUGCGUCAGUCAGCGCCCGGCUGAGGUCCAGGCCGGAGGAGGAGGAGGAGGCGAGGAAGAAGAAGAAGAGGGCACCGGGCGCUGCGUCUGCAAGGAGGACGGCGCCGUCUGCGGCUCGGACGGGCGCUCCUACAGCAGCGUCUGCGCCCUGCACCUGCACAGCUGGCGCGCCCUGCACGGCGGCCGGGAGCGCGUCCGCAAGGCGCACGACGGCGAGUGCAAGCUGGCUCCUGCUAUUAUUGUGCCACCAAAAAGGAUUCACAAUGUUACUGGAGCCCAGGUCUACCUGUCCUGUGAAGUGAAAGCAGUCCCAACACCCAUCAUCACUUGGAAAAAGGUCACGGAGUCCCCAAAGGGAGUCAAACUCCUUGAAGAGUUGCCUGGGGACAGAGUCAACGUGGCUGUCCAGGUUCGAGGGGGUCCUUCGAAACAUGAGAGCACAGGCUGGGUUUUGAUUAAUCCCCUGACAAAAGAAGACGAGGGCGUUUACCAGUGUCUUGCUACAAAUAUGGUGGGAGAAACACAGGCCGAAGGGAAUAUCAAAGUCUUAGAGCAAAGUAAAAAUAAGGCUCAUUUCUCACUGUCAGAUGACAUGAAGUAGCAAGG
Messenger RNA from Elgaria multicarinata webbii, 827 nucleotides. It is a transcript of the gene IGFBPL1, whose product is annotated as insulin like growth factor binding protein like 1. NCBI's taxonomy places the organism in Eukaryota, Metazoa, Chordata, Lepidosauria, Squamata, Anguidae. The coding region runs from base 1 to 822 and encodes 273 amino acids. Gene Ontology annotation, molecular function: insulin-like growth factor binding. Gene Ontology annotation, cellular component: extracellular region. The record is from RefSeq and is a predicted model, not a curated record. The transcript has 4 exons. Gene Ontology annotation, biological process: regulation of cell growth; regulation of signal transduction.